This is a messenger RNA of Rhodotorula graminis WP1, 738 nucleotides long. RefSeq lists its product as uncharacterized. Lineage: Eukaryota; Fungi; Basidiomycota; Microbotryomycetes; Sporidiobolales; Sporidiobolaceae. The record is from RefSeq and is a predicted model, not a curated record. The annotation marks the transcript as partial. The transcript is spliced from 2 exons.
UCACCCAAAACAGCCUCGUCGGCCCCGAACCCGUUGAUCCCGUCGACCAUCUCGCCAAAGUGCGAGGCGUUCCUCACCUACCUCAACUCGCACCAGGACAUCAGCACCUGCACCGCCCCGCUCCUCUCGGCCCUGUCGACCUUCCAGGCCUCGGCCGCGUCCAACGACUACGCCGCCAACGACGCCGCCGUCCAGGACGCCCUCGCCGGCCUGUGCUACUCGGCGCCGUGCGACGACUCGCUCGUGCGGUCCCUGUUGACCCAGUUCAACUCGAACUGCACGGCCGAGCUCACGGCCAGCAACGACGUCGUCCUCGGGUCGUACGACGCCCUGUACGUCUUGACGCCCCUCCGCGACGCCGUGUGCAGCACCGACUCGACCGCCGACUGGUGCAUCAACGACAUCGCGAAGGGCUCGAUGCCCGCCGGCUCGACCGGCGCCAACGCGACUCACGUCGUGUCGAGCUCGUUCGACGUCCCGUCGAUCCUGCCCAACGCGGCGACGUGGUCGUCGGCGUCGCUCCCGUUCCUCUUCCUGUCGCCGUCCAUGUCGUCGACCGUCCUGUGCUCUCAGUGCACCAAGUCGAUCCUGUCGGCCUAUGUCGCGUGGGAGUCGCGCAUGCCGUACGCCCUCGGCCUCGCCAACUCGCCGCUGCUCAAGGGCCAGGGCAGCCUGUGGACGGCGACGGGCGAGAAGUGCGGCGGCGGCUUCCUCGAGAGCGUCACCAAGCAGGCCGGC